CUUCUCCGGUCGGGUGGGAACGAUCGGUUUGCCUGCCCCUCGCCUCACACGCUCCCCGCCGCCCCCUCCACCCCCCUGAGGAGGAGUCCCGGCUGGAGCGUGUCUGGAGGAAUCCGCCGCCGCGGGGCCCCUAGCCCUGCUCUGCCCGCGCCUGAGGACCGACCCAGACGCCGCCGGGGGUUGAGGGGCAGCCGGCGGCGAGGCGGGAGAUGGUGGGGUGGGCUCCGGCAGGACCGCGCCGCCGCUGCCCGGAGCCUGGGCUCGGCACCCCCCCGCCGGCCCCCACCGAGCGGAGCUCUGCUUCCUCCUCGCCGCAUCCCUGAGGGAAGCGCCGCCUCUGCUCCCGGGUUCUCCGCCCGCCGACUCCUUCCUGGCCGGACCCCGCUGCGCUCCACCCCAGUGGCUGGAGGAGCAGCUCUCCAGUCAGCCUUUGCAGCCCCUCUCUUUUUCCCUUUCCACCGGGCCUCCUCGGAUCCCUUGGCUGGGCACUGAGGCGGGGGAAGAGGCUGGGGUCGCCACGGCGGAGGUUGCUGCCGCCACCCCCCUGCGGGGGUGGCCGGGGUUCCCGGCUGGGGGGGUACCGUUCUGGGUGAGGCAUCCACCAUGGUGAGGCCCCUGUGCCGCUGCCCCCGCGCCCCCCCGGCCGCCGCUGCCUCCUGCCCCUCGGUGCUGCUGUUGCUCCCCCGCCUGCUGUUGCUCCUCCAUCUCCAGAUCGGAUCACGGUGAGGGAAAGAUGAGCGAGGAGACGGCGACUUCUGACAACGAGUGUCAGGGGCAUGAUGAUGGAAUCUGCUUUUUUCAUAAUAGUUAUGCACGAGUGCGAGCUGUGGUGAUGACCCGAGAUGACUCAAGUGGUGGAUGGUUACCACUUGGAGGGAGUGGACUAAGCAGCGUCACUGUCUUCAAAGUCCCUCAUCAGGAAGAGAAUGGCUGUGCUGACUUUUUUAUCCGUGGAGAGCGACUCAGGGACAAAAUGGUGGUUUUGGAAUGUAUGCUUAAAAAAGACCUCAUUUAUAAUAAGGUCACUCCAACAUUUCACCACUGGAAGAUUGAUGACAAGAAGUUUGGUCUUACGUUUCAAAGUCCUGCUGAUGCUAGGGCUUUUGAUAGAGGUAUCCGAAGAGCUAUAGAGGAUAUUUCUCAAGGAUGCCCCGAAUCAAAAAAUGAAGCUGAAGGGGCAGAUGACUUACAAGCAAAUGAAGAGGAUUCUUCCAGUUCUCUAGUGAAGGAUCACCUUUUUCAGCAAGAGACAGUUGUUACCAGUGAGCCUUAUAGAAGCUCAAAUAUAAGACCUUCUCCCUUUGAAGAUCUGAAUGCCAGAAGAGUCUACAUGCAAAGCCAAGCCAAUCAGAUAACAUUUGGUCAGCCAGGCUUGGACAUUCAGAGCAGAAGUAUGGAAUACGUACAGCGGCAAAUAUCCAAGGAAUGUGGAAGCCUAAAGUCCCAAAAUAGGGUCCCUUUGAAAUCAAUCAGGCAUGUCAGCUUUCAAGAUGAGGAUGAGAUUGUCAGAAUAAACCCUCGAGAUAUCUUAAUACGUCGCUAUGCAGACUACAGACAUCCUGACAUGUGGAAAAAUGACUUGGAAAGAGAUGAUGCUGAUUCCAGUAUUCAGUUUUCUAAACCAGACAGUAAAAAAUCAGACUAUCUGUACUCUUGUGGGGAUGAGACUAAGUUAAGUUCACCCAAAGACUCUGUGGUAUUUAAGACGCAGCCUUCCUCAUUAAAAAUUAAGAAGUCAAAACGAAGAAAAGAGGAUGGUGAACGUUCUCGCUGCGUAUACUGCCAGGAAAGGUUUAAUCAUGAAGAAAAUGUCAGGGGAAAAUGUCAGGAUGCUCCAGACCCUAUUAAAAGAUGCAUAUAUCAAGUUAGUUGCAUGCUCUGUGCAGAGAGCAUGUUGUAUCAUUGUAUGUCAGACUCAGAGGGAGAUUUUUCUGAUCCCUGUUCGUGUGACACUAGCGACGACAAGUUCUGCUUGCGAUGGUUAGCCCUGGUAGCUUUGUCUUUCAUUGUACCAUGUAUGUGCUGCUACGUCCCUUUGAGAAUGUGCCAUCGCUGUGGUGAGGCAUGUGGUUGCUGUGGUGGGAAACAUAAAGCUGCUGGAUGAAAUGGUCCAGUGCCAAAAUGAGCUUAAAAUCUUUGUUUCCAGGAAUUAGCUAACUUGGAUUUGUGGAAGCUUUUGGCAAGCAAUAUGGGAUCUUGCCUGGUAUCAUUGAGCCCACACAUGGAGGAAGCAGAACUCAUCAGUUCUUGGCGUUUCACGCCAUGCCUAACUUUUCCCUUGAGUGCAUGGCAUGUUUUGUUACAGGUUGUAGAGUAUUUGCAGAAGGAAACCAUUUCUGGUUAUUUGGCUAUAAAAAGUCAGCAUAAAAUAUGAUCCAACUAAAAGGGAUUAAUUUUUGGCAUUUUUGUAUAUUUAUGCAUUAGGUGAUGGGACUUUUAAAGGUUUGAAUUUAUUAGGACACGAACUAAAAAUAAAAGUGCACUAGGGGACAGUUGAUUUCAAUCUAAGAAAAGUUAACACUUGGGAAUUACAAGAAGUAAAACAAGUGCAACUAAAUCAUUUAUUAGUUGUUUUUUGAAAGCAGUUUUAUGUAUAAAUAACAAAUGUUUAUAUUUAACUAAAUGUAAGGUACGAAUUAUUACAUAUUAAACUUUUCUUCCCCUUCCUAGUUCUGAAGUAGAUAUAUAUAUAUAUAUCUACUGUCACAUUCCAUAUAUUUUGAAUAUUUAACUCAUCUAGUUAAUAAUGUUUUUAUUCCAUGCGAAUGAUUUGAUAUUUUCAUCCUUAUUUCUCUUUGGCUACAAUUUAUAUUGAGUUAUAUCUGUACAUUCUGGUAAUCUAAAAUCCUUAAAAAUACUCUAAUAGCCUUGAGUGACCAACUUUUUUUUUAAAGCACAGAUGUAAUUGUCUAAUGUUCUGAUGGGAACGUAACACUUAUUUUUAUAUAAAAAGAGACUGAGUAAACAAACAUUAUAGAAAAAUAGUGAAGUUUUUUAGUUGUUUUUUGUGGUAUUCAACCAGCAAGUUGUUUUCUUUCAGAGUUUCCUCCUUCAAAAAGUUAUAUUGCAUUUACAAAUGUUUUACAAGGCAGAAAGUUUGACUGGAUAGUUAGUGUAAAAGCUUCGUGUUGAGAUCUUCACGUAUCAUUCUGCUAAACCAGAAUAUGUUCAGCUGUGUUACUAAUUUUUCAGCUUAAUCCUCAGUGCUUAUUAUUUACAUAACAAUAACUUUUUAUCAGUUACAUUUUAUUUUUAUUUAAACUGGCCAAAAGCAAAAUUAUUUUAUGUUAAAAUGUGUGCUAAACUAUCCCAGGAAAGUAUUUAAUCCAACAUUGUAAAUGAAGUAUCUUGUACAUAUAAAUUUAUUUCUUUUGCAGAGCAUUAUAUUACUGGAUGUUUAAUUUACAAAAUAGUUGGGUAAAUGUUCCAACAAACUUUAAAGUACCUUGAAGUCAAAUUGUCUGUUUUUGUUUUGUUGUUGUUGUUGUUGUUUUCUUAAGUGUUACAUUAAAACUCUAACCAAGGAAAGGGUUCUUUAAGAACAUUCCCUUAGAGGGAUAAAGUUGAGAAGUGUGCCUUUUUUUUAAUGGCUUGAAGUUUCAGAGGUGAUAAAAAUUAAAAUCACACUACCAUUUGAAGCUCAUUUUCUAUGCAGGUUUUUAAACGUCAUUUAUGUAUCAUUCUUUUUAUAUAUCACACUUAAGCUUGUGUUAGCUUUUUUCUUUUGCCCCAGAUCAAACUGAACAAUGUAUAUAACACUAUCUGUCUGUAAAAUACUUUUUUUAAGAAAGCAUCUAUAUUUAUAUGACAGCUUGAACUGACAACAUUGUGUAUAUAGAUCAUCUUGAAGUAUUAUUUCACAUUGAAAAGAAGAAAAUAUAUUGAUAACUAUAGAUGUUAUGAAGAAGAGGGUAUUUCUAGUUUUGUACUAAAAAUCAAUUGGAUGAACUAAAUCCAAAACAUGACACUGUAGCAGCAGUUUUAAGUCUUAUUUUUACUGUUUAUAUAUUUGAAUGCUGCUACAACAGAUGAUCUUCAUCCCUGAAGUUUUCAGCUAAACUUGGUUUCCUAGAAUAGACUGUUAACUUUCAAAAUUUUUAUUGGUGAAAUGGAAAUACUGUUUUUCCUUGUGAAUGAAUUUUCAUAUUUGUAAGUGCUAAGUUUAUAAUUCAGGUUUGAUCAAGGUGUGAAUAACUGAAGAAAAUAACUUGCUGGCUAUAUAGGAAAAUGCUGUGGAAAUGAACUGUGUAUAUACUUCUGGGAGGAACAAAUUUAAUCAUUUCUUCUGUUAAGCACUAAUCAGUAUAGUGCAACUCCUGGUUCUGUACUGUAUUUUAUAUGCAACAUAUAUGCUUUAAUAUUUUAAUGUUUGUGCAUUAAUAUUUUCAAUUUGUUUAACCACUUUGCUGCUAAGAUUUUGCCGUCCCAUUCCCAUUUUUUCCUUUACAAUUUUAAACAAGUUUCUUCAUUAAAAACUAUGGUGAUGAAA
This is a messenger RNA of Pan troglodytes (chimpanzee), 4489 nucleotides long. It is a transcript of the gene SPRED1, whose product is annotated as sprouty related EVH1 domain containing 1. NCBI's taxonomy places the organism in Eukaryota, Metazoa, Chordata, Mammalia, Primates, Hominidae. Gene Ontology annotation, biological process: multicellular organism development; negative regulation of MAPK cascade. The record is from RefSeq and is a predicted model, not a curated record. Gene Ontology annotation, cellular component: membrane. Gene Ontology annotation, molecular function: protein kinase binding. The transcript is spliced from 8 exons. The coding region runs from base 734 to 2104 and encodes 456 amino acids.